AUGGACUUCACCACGGAGGAACUUCUUCUGAAGCUGCAAGAGUCUGGUAUUAAUGUUACCGAGGAGGAAGCACAGAGAUUCAGAGAGCAUGAAGUUGACGGUGAAGCCUUGGAGUGUGGUCUGACUGACACAAUGGUGUCCUCCUUAUUUAGCUCGUUUAAAAAGCAAGCUCAAUUUCUCCAGUUUAUUCGACGAAACAAAAUUAUCUCCAUAACUCUUGAGCCUGUCCCAGAGUACGACCAACCCACCGGAGAAAGGAUUGUCCGUGUGCUCCAUGAGGCGCUCCUAGGAUAUACAAUGUAUCCUACAAAUGCAGAAUAUGUCCAAGUGGUGAAAGCACUUAUCCUAAAGUAUCCAUUCCUAGCAGACAAAGGAGGAAAUGGCUAUAAUACCUGGCAUCAAUCCCUGAAGCGCAAAUUUAAAUUGGAGCGUGCACCUUUGAUUCAUGAAAACGAAGUAAAGAAAAGUAAGGAGAAGUUUGGAAGAAAGCGAACCAGAGAGUUGACAGAAUGUGACAGACCCAGCAGACGAGCAUCCUCUGAGUUUCCAAGUGUAAGCGGUGAAGAUGCCUCCUCUAUAGAGCAACAUGUUCGUGUCCUUCAUGUGCAGUAUGAGAAGGUGAACCCCGAUGCUUCAUUGGUAGAAGACCGUAUGCAGCGUACAUUUUCUUGGCGCCGGAAAGAAAUUAUAGGUGGGAUGACAGUGGUGGAUGUCCUUAAGAAAUACCCCUUCCUGAGAUCUCCCAGAGAGCUAUGCACCGAAAUGGACAGGAUGCAUCCAGUAAAUACCAUUUUGUGUCAACGCUGGCGACAGAAUUUGACCAAAAUUGUGCCUAAAGUGAUCGAGUUGGCCCAAGGAAAAAGUCCACUGACCAAAGUACAUUCUGCUGCCAGGGAGGACAUUCUGGCAGACGACCUACAAGGUUUAUAA
Molecule: messenger RNA, 930 nt
Organism: Knipowitschia caucasica
Lineage: Eukaryota; Metazoa; Chordata; Actinopteri; Gobiiformes; Gobiidae
Source: the annotation of a GenBank genome assembly